UUGUCUAUACGUGUAGCCUAAAAACGUACUUGAUAUGUUCCAAUUUUUACGGUCAUAAAAUUAACAUCCCCUCCCUGACAAGCGCAGUGAUCGCCAUAUUGGAAAUAUCUAUAAAUACCAUAGUAAUUUCCAUUCCCUAAAAUAGCACAAGUUGUAGAUUUUACUGAGCAACAUUUUACUGGACACUAAAAAUAGAAAUCGCCUGGAUAUUUUUGCACAUCUCGUGGUAUUGUUUUGAGGAAACACAUUUACGUUUGAAAAAAUGGGUCGCAAGAAAAUCCAGAUCACGAGAAUUAACGAUGAAAGGAACCGGCAGGUGACGUUCACGAAGCGGAAGUUUGGCCUGAUGAAGAAGGCGUACGAGCUGAGUGUUUUGUGCGACUGUGAGAUCGCGCUCAUCAUCUUCACAAGCAACAACAAGCUCUACCAGUACGCCAGCUCUGACAUGGACAAGGUUCUCCUCAAAUACACUGAGUACAACGACACUGUCGUCAGUCAGACAAAUAAGGACAUCCUCGAGCUGCUGAAUAAGAAGGAACAGCGGGGUAACGACAGCAUGGACGGUGACGAUGAUGAUUACAACCUGACUCCGCGCACAGAGGAGUCGUACAAGAAGAUUGAUGCAGAGUACGCGCGGGUCAUGCAGCAGACACCGACUACGUUCCAAGUGACACCUUAUACUCACAUGCCAGUAGCAGUCCCAGUGAACUCUACACAGUUACUAACACAAGGAGUUGCCACAAUUACUCCAACAGCAAGUUCUGGUGGUUCCAUUUUACUUCUGCAGUCCUCGGCACAGACCCCAGUCAACUCUAUUCCCAGUCCCUCAGGAAGUCGAUUAAGUCCUGCACCAGCCACAAUCCAGGCCUCACAUCAACAAAGCACAUCACCGGCUCCGCUGAAAGAAUCGCCACAAGAACUGAGUCAGAAAAAUAAACCAAACCUGAAGGUCGUCAUACCCGCACGAGCGGUGCACGAAGUUGUACCAGUGUCCAUCCACGCACACGGUCAAGUCCCAUCCAGAACAGUGAGCCAUGCUCUUGAGACGCCAGUGGUUAGCGGUAUGGUUACUCCCGCCAACACAACCAAUCCAUCCAUACCAACAUCACUGUUAUCAGGAGAGUUUCAACUUAGCAGUGCAGACCUAGCUGGAUUGUCUCCCCUCGUGAGCCAGUGGGUGGCAGGCCAUCAUCCUGGUCCGCUGACGGCAGCAAUUCAGUCGUCAGGCCUCGCAUUUACACCAGGGGGUUCGCUUUCGCUGGCUGCAACCACUCAGCACAUCCAGAUCCCUGUAACUACAAUUAAAAAUUCUGGCAGUGGCAUAGUAAAGAUGGAGCCGGUAUCGCCCAAUCACGACCACUCUAUAUCCCCGUCACAGCAGCGGCAUCGCACGCCCCCGCCUGCACCAGACGAAGAGACGGAACCACCGGAAAAACGCGGCCGAUCGUCGGUCAACGACUGACAGUAGCUGUGUGUACAUAGGUUAACCGAGUGCUGUGUAUUAUAGUAGACAUGGUUAGGAGUGGAAGGAUAAUGUAUAUUGUGGCGUGCAUUCACUCGUUUCAUCCAUUACAUUAAGUAGCGGUUCAUUUCUCCAUGCCUUAAUGUUACGUUCCCGGAGAAACAUUAUUUUUUUUUUUUUUAAAUUGUAUACAAACUAUACAAACGUUUUUUCUGUAUUUGACAUUUUCUUACAUCUUUUAAAACAAAUGUUUAUAUAUUUAUAUUUGUUUGUCGCUGUCGAUACCCAAACAUGUUCGUCCCACAAGAAUGUUUUAGACAAUUUUACAAUGCAUCAUUUCUCAGUCUAAAGACUGUUGUGCUAAUAUCAUUUUUAUUCAUUUUGUGAAUUGCACCAUGUGCAUAUAAAACCAUAAAUCUGAAACUGAGGCACACAUUGUGUGUAUGAUGUUACGUGGAUACCCACUCUUUGUGCGUGUCAUUACUUGGGCUCAAACUGUGUAUGUAUGAUGUUAUUAGACACGUAUAGUGUGUUUUUGAAGUUGAAUGAACUAUCCCAAGUUUGCUGCCCUUGCAACAUGAUAAUUCCAGGACUCUUUAACUUAAGAAUUGUCACCCACAAUAGUUUUUUUUAGUUGCCAUGGGUGAAACAGCACACCAACAGCAAUUUUGAGCCUGCCUAUGGCAGAUGUUUUUAAAAGUUACUUUUGCAGUAAAUAAAUAGGACUGAAAGGUUAUUUUGUUGGAUGUAGACAUAUUUCAAUUGUAUAAAUGUCAGAUACUGACAAAAUAUACACCAUAUAUAUUCGUUUUGCACUCGUUAAGUUUUACAGACAGUAGUAAUUUUUAUCCAACUGCACAAAAUUGACGUCGGUGAUGCAGGUGCAUCUUGACAAUUUAUGUCUCGAUGACAGCAAUUGUCGUCGGUGCCGUUGUUAAGUUCGAACCCUGUAAUUCCAUAUGUACGGAUAAAAUAUACACAAGGAAAAAAUUUGAAAUUUGACCUCCUACAGAUAUUAGAACAACCCAGAAACACUGGAUAUGCAGACAUUAAUAUUCAUAAAGAAUAAUAAUGUAUUUAAAAUAUAAUUUUAGUCGUAAGUAAGGAUGAAUUGUCAUAAGUAAGGAUGAGUUGGUCAAAACAUGCUACAAUGACAGCAACUUUGGUAUUGUUCCAUUAAACUCGACUCCGGUUUCAGCAUCGGUGCCCAGUGUAAAAUAUGCUUUGUAAAGCUUAGCCCAAGUAUGCUCAUUUUUUAAUACAAGAUUAAAAUACUGGCUCCAUAUUGUUGCCAGCAGCCGCAUUAAUCGGCCAGAAAUACAGCCAUUUGUUUUAUCUCUUUUAAACUCCUUUUGGUGUAAGUUUAUUAAGAUUAACACAUCAAUUCGGGGCUUUACAGUUACUCCCAACAUCCACUUUUCCAGUGGAAUUACAUGCCUCUCCAUUUGUAUGUGUCUCGUCUAAAAUGUGCUUGUCCCACUCAAAUGUUUCUGUUGAAAAGAGUCCAGGAUUGAAGCAAUAUUUAUGUGGUCUGUUGUUAGGCAGGAAAAUCUAUGUUCUUUUAAAACAAAAAUGUCAAACAUAUAAUGUAAAAUUCAUGAAUAAAUUAUAGUUUUGUCAAUAUACUGAUAUUUUCAGUGGAAAUUUACUUGCCAAAAUCACUUGUCUCGUACAAGUGGAUAAACCUUAACUUUGAGCUCUGGCACAUCAUUAUUUUAUAUAAACAGAAUUAAAUUAAUUCACAGUGAUUAAUUAAAAUUUUGCGUUAAAGUUUAACUUUUAAAGUUUAACGUUUUUACAUCAGUUUCUCACAAACUAUAAGUCCUAG
This is a messenger RNA of Gigantopelta aegis, 3290 nucleotides long. Its product is annotated as myocyte-specific enhancer factor 2C-like. The coding region runs from base 263 to 1462 and encodes 399 amino acids. Gene Ontology annotation, molecular function: protein dimerization activity; DNA-binding transcription factor activity, RNA polymerase II-specific; RNA polymerase II cis-regulatory region sequence-specific DNA binding. Gene Ontology annotation, biological process: positive regulation of transcription by RNA polymerase II. Lineage: Eukaryota; Metazoa; Mollusca; Gastropoda; Neomphalida; Peltospiridae. The record is from RefSeq and is a predicted model, not a curated record. The transcript is spliced from 9 exons.